UCAGAAUCAAAACCCUAAUUUCAUUUCUCAGGCGUCACAGACUAUGGAAGUAGCAGUCGAUCACUACAAGGUUUUAAACCUACCGUCCGAUGAGAAAUCAGCUCAUCUGACGGAAGAAGAUAUCUCAAGAGCAUACAAGAAAAUGGCGUUGAAAUUUGCUCCGAUUCAAGCGUCAGCAGAAGGCGGAGCAUGAUCUCUGGCAACAGAGGAAAAACAAGAAGAGGAAGCAUUUAAUGCUGAACAACAGAGAAAGAAACAGGAAGAGGAAGCAUAUAAUUUUCAACAACAGAGGAAGAAACAAGAAGAGGAAGCAUAUAAUCAGAGAAAAAAAUAAGAAGAGGAAGCAUAUAAUUUUCAGCAGCAGAGGAAAAAACAAGAAGAGGAAGCAUAUAAUUUUCAGGCCGAGAAUCUUCGCAUGGUGAAUGAACUAAUGAGAAAUUGUAAUGAAGCACUUAAGCAAUAUGGCGAAGCACUUAAACAAUGUGCUGAAGUAUAUAGACUAUCGGCUGCUGAAGAGGAGGAAGAGAGAGCAUAUAAGUUGGAGGAGCAGAGAAAAAAACAACAAGAGAAAGAGAAAAGAAGAGGAAGCACAUAAGGUUGAAGAACGGAAAAAGAGGCAACAGAGAGAAGAUCAGAAAAAGAGAAAACAAGAGACAGAAAAUAAGUUUGAAGAACAGAAAAAGAGAAAACAAGAGAAACCAUGAGCAGCAGGGAAGGAGACAACAACAGAAAGCACCACCGCGGAAUGCAUCAACCAAAGCUUCAGCCCCUCCUCCGCAGUAUGCAUCAACCAAAGCUUCAGCCCCUCCUCCUUUUCAAGCUCGUGCUCAAGCAGAAAGGUACACUGAGAUUCUUCGCAAACUACAAGAAUCAUUUCAUCCAUGUGUUGUUAACAUGAUGUUUUUUUUAGAUGAGUUCCAGAAAUCAAAAGAGAAGGAAUGGCAAGAGUUAAGUGCAAUAUUAGUUUGGUUUAGGAGAAUAUUAGAAAGUAAUUUUAAGAUAUAAAGAUUGUAAAUGCUUUAAUUUCCCUGCAAUCUGGUUUAUUUGAAUAUAAAAAGUAUUUAAUGCUAACCAUAUGCAUUAUGCAGUCCAAUUUGGUAUGAUCCACAGUUCUUUUAGUAUUACAACAUGUCUGCUAUAUCACCUGCUUUUUGGUCAAAUUUUAACUUAAAUUCGGGGUUGGUUGACUUGAAUUCGGAAUUGCUCGACUUCAAUUCAGAAUCUGUUAAAAUUGCUCUUGUUUUACCUAAUUACAAAGAUGUUGGAUAUUGAGAAUCAUGAAAUUAUUUGGUACGAUGUUGAGAAGAGAAUAUAUAAAAAUGUCUGAUUUGAUGGUAUUCCUCGUUCGAUUGAUUCAAUUAGUUGUUGAGAAAGUAUUAAUUUUUUCGGUUCGAUAGAGAUGGAGAGAAUACAACAGCCUAAACCCUGUUGGUGCUUUACAUGGAAUAGAGAAAGGAAUAUUUUAAAUUUCCAGUUUAGACUCUUGAGAUUUUUCCCAUAAGUAACAAGCAGCAGCUGAGAUCGCGCGCGGGCCAUUUCUCUGUGAAUGGGAAGAUACUAAUUGUAUGCAAACCAGAUGUUAUGUCUUUGGGUUAUUAGCCCAGGAAUGUACAUGCUCACAUUUAUGUAAAACAUACAUUUCAUGGAUUGUUAUGCGAUGUUCAGGAUUUGGCACUCUAAAAGUACUUAGACCAUGUUUGGUUCAUAAAAUUGAUAAGGAAUGUAAUAAUUAUUCCAUAUGCAAUAACUAUUCUUUGCUCUGGUUCAAAUUUGAGAUAAAUAAUAGUAAUAAUUUUGUGUUCUGUAUUCUGUCGAACAAAAUAUGGCUUAUCGUGAUGAUCAGAACGAUCAAUUUCUGUAAUAAAUUUAGAGGUAAUGCGCCUAAUAGAUCUGGCUGUAAUUGAGGGGGCUGAAUGUUUACAUAGAACUUAAGGCAGCCAUCUAUUUUGGCCCUGCUUUAAAUCAGAGUUUUUCUAAUCAGAUUCUGAAUUAAACAAUAAGUUAAUAACAAUCCAUAUCAGAUAAAUAUGAACUGAAUGCAAAUCACACUUGAAAUGCGUUGAUAUCUUUUCUUUGUAAGAAAGUUAUUUUUGUUGAGAUCAUUCUGAUUUGACUCCAGUUUCCCAAUGUCAAACUUUCGAUAUGAUGGUCAUAUGCAUAUGGUAAAUAAUCAAAAGUUUUGCCUGUAAUAGUUCAUUGCUUCUGAAUCUCGGAAACUGGAUUCGAACCAUUAUGUGCACAAUCAUCCAAGGGAACAUUAAGAAACAAUUGUGGAUUAGAUAUCUGAUCUUCCUGUUUUUUCACAUUCUCUACUAUGGAAACAUUCUAUGUUUUUUCCAUGUAAAACUUUCUUAAUGGAUUACAUCCCAAAUGCAUUUAUUUCUAUGUUUCUGAAUUGGAAACAAGCAAAAUUCAGAAAAUCGCAUUCAUUUCUUACAUUAUAUAAAUUUCCUUGCAAGGAUAAUUCCUUUACCUGCAUUUCAUUUUCAUAAUUGCAUUAUAGCUAAAAUGGAAAUAUUUUAUGGAUUAUGGACAGUUGUAUAAGGAGAAUCUUUUACUGUACAAUGGUAGAUGAAUCUGGCAUGAAUAGAAUAAGAGAUACGUUCAUGUAAUUUUAGUAUAAAAGACCUAUUUCUGCCACUUAUUCAUACCAAGAACUCAACAAUGGCUAAUCAAGUGUCAAUACUCUUGUCUUUUUACUCUGUUCUUAUUCUGAGCAUUGCUAUAAUCUUCCAUGUCUCUGCGGAUAUCGACAGAAAGGUCUACAUUGUGUACAUGGGAUCACUUCCAAAACAAGAAUACUCACCAUCAUCUCACCACCUUAGUUUGCUUCAAGAAGUUCUUGAGACCGGCAAUGUAGAAAAUUUACUGGUAAGAAGUUACAAAAGGAGUUUCAAUGCAUUUGCUGCUAAGCUUUCUGAUACUGAGGCACAGAAGCUUGCAGGCAUGGAGGGAGUAGUCUCAGUUUUUCCAAGCACAACAUUCGAGCUUCACACGACAAGAUCAUGGAGCUUCAUUGGUUUGGAUGACAGUGCAGAUCGAAAGCCUGACAUUGAGAGUAAUGUUAUUGUUGGUGUUCUUGAUAGUGGAAUCUGGCCGGAAUCCGAUAGUUUCAAUGAUACAGGUUUCGGCCCCCCUCCCAAGAAAUGGAGGGGAAGCUGUAUGGGAGGCCAAAAUUUUACUUGCAACAAUAAGAUAAUCGGAGCGCGGUACUAUAAGUCGGUAGGCGUUUCAGCAAGGGAUGAUGUUGGCCAUGGAACACAUACUGCAUCAACAGCUGCGGGAAGUAAAGUAAAGGAUGCUAGUUUCUUUGGCAUUGCACAAGGUACUGCAAGAGGAGGCGUACCCUCUGCGAGAAUUGCUGCAUAUAAAGUGUGUGGAGCUAUAGGAUGCGUUAGUGAAGACAUUUUGGCUGGAUUUGAUGAUGCUAUUGCUGAUGGUGUUGACAUUAUAACCAUUUCUCUGGGAGGUAGAAGAGCAAGUGAGUAUUACGAAGAUCCUGUCGCGAUCGGAGCUUUCCAUGCGAUGGAGAAAGGUAUAUUUGUCUCUCAGUCUGCCGGUAAUAGUGGUCCUAAAGAAGGAACGGUAAUGAGUGUAGCACCAUGGAUCAUCUCUGUCGCUGCGAGCAGCAUGGAUCGUCGGAUCGUUGACAAAGUUGUUCUUGGAAAUGGGCAGACAUUAAAUGGUACUUCGGUUAAUACUUUUUCGCUAAAAGGAGCAAACUUCCCUUUGAUCUUUUCGAGAUUUGCAUCAUCAACUAACUGCUCAAAGGAACCAUAUCGUGCUGGGUUUUGCGAAGCUGGAUGUCUGAAUAGAACUUUAGUGAAGGGGAAGAUAGUAAUUUGCGAACGGAGUCUCGUGAGCGAUUUUGAAACUGUUGGUGCUGCCGGAAAUAUCUUGCCAGGCACCGAUGUCCCGGACAAUGUUUCUUUUGUUUCCUCAUCUCCUUCACUAUAUCUGGAUUAUGACAAUUUUGGUGCACUUCAGUCCUAUAUGCAGUCCACAAAGCUGCCUACAGGAAAUAUAUUAAAAAGUGAAGCAAUUAAUGAUUCCUGGGCGCCUGCCGUUGCUAUGUUCUCGUCACGGGGACCGAAUAUAAUUACAGUAGACAUUUUGAAGCCGGAUAUUAGUGCACCUGGUGUAGAAAUUCUGGCAGCUUUUCCGACUAAUUUGUCACCGACAGCGAGCUUUUAUGACAAGCGUCGGGUUAAAUUCAACAUACUUUCAGGAACCUCCAUGUCUUGUCCCCAUGUUGCCGGAGCUGCAGCUUAUGUUAAAACAUUUCAUCCUGAUUGGUCUCCUUCAGCUAUCAAAUCUGCUCUUAUGACGACCGCUUCCAAUAUAUCAGCAAGGUAUGAUCCUGAGAUGCACUAUGGAUCAGGACACCUAAAUCCUUUAGCAGCGGUUAAUCCCGGACUUAUAUACGACGCACACAAAGACGACUACAUAAAUUUCCUGUGCAGCAUCAAACGCUACACUGAGAAAAUGGUCAGACUCAUUUCAGGGGAAAAUACAAUUUGUCCUGACAAAAAAAGCUUGCCAAGGGAUCUGAAUUACCCUUCUAUUACCGCUUUUGUCGAGCCUGGCAAGCGAUUUACGAUAAGUAUUAACAGAACCGUUACCAACGUUGGAUUUGCUAAUUCGACAUACAAAGCAACAAUCAGAGCUAGUCCGAUGGUUAAAAUUACGGUAGUUCCUGAAGUGCUUUCGUUUAAGAGUGUCGGUGAGAAGAAGAAUUUUACGGUGACUGCUGUUGAUUCGAGGUUCGACUUUACUCGGAUCAGUUCUUCAUCGUUAGUUUGGUCUGAUGGAGUUCAUGUUGUGAGGAGUCCGAUUGUUAUUCAUUCUUAUUUAACCUUAAAUGAUCCUCCAAAAAGCAGUGAGUAAUAAGAAUGAAAUUGAUGAUCUUGUAUUUGUAAUCAAUGUUUAAUUA
Molecule: messenger RNA, 4933 nt
Organism: Mercurialis annua (annual mercury)
Lineage: Eukaryota; Viridiplantae; Streptophyta; Magnoliopsida; Malpighiales; Euphorbiaceae
Product: subtilisin-like protease SBT4.9
Exons: 10
Coding region: 2665-4887 (740 amino acids)
Biological process (GO): proteolysis
Molecular function (GO): serine-type endopeptidase activity
Source: RefSeq, a predicted model, not a curated record